Molecule: messenger RNA, 4612 nt
Organism: Marmota monax (woodchuck)
Lineage: Eukaryota; Metazoa; Chordata; Mammalia; Rodentia; Sciuridae
Gene: Ppp1r13l
Product: protein phosphatase 1 regulatory subunit 13 like
Exons: 13
Coding region: 1489-4062 (857 amino acids)
Biological process (GO): positive regulation of cell differentiation; regulation of transcription by RNA polymerase II
Molecular function (GO): transcription factor binding
Source: RefSeq, a predicted model, not a curated record
UGUUUGCUAAUGUCUGGGCUUGAAGGGCAUUUGGUGGCAGCCUGAAAUAAAAUUAAAAAUAAUAAUUUGGCUGCCAAAACGGCUCAUGUCAUGCCAGGCUCAGGUCUGGCAGGUAGACAGGACGGACCCUAUUGUCUAGAGAAGUCUCAGGCAACCUCCCAAAAGUCGGACCUGGGCGUUACACCAUGAAGGAUGCUUGCUGACCCAGGAAAGGACUCCUCCCUACCAGUGGGGAAAUUGAGGCUGGAGAGUGGACACUGGCUCUUGCCAGCUUCUGUCUGGAAUCUUUCAGGGCUCUCCCUGUCCCAGUCCCCAAGUUACUGGGCAUGAUCACGGGGCAGAACUCAGGAAUGUACAAGAGGAGUUUAGAGCUCUGUGAUCCUUAGGCAAAGAAGCUGAGACCAGAGGCAUUGAAACUUAGGACUUUUAAAAUCUCAGAGUUGAAAGGGCCCUUUUGGGAGAAAAAUGACUUAGGAUCUUGAGCCCUCACUUGGCCUGACCCUGUGUUAUCUUAAUGAACCACCAAGAAAGGCUGUUGAUUUAGAAUUCUGGAUGUGUGAAAUUUAUUUCAACACUGUAGAUCAAUCAGGUCACCCGAUCCUCACACCCUUUUGAGGUGAAAGUAUUAAUUCCCCCAUUAUACCCAGGAGGCAGCAGGUUCAGAGAAGCUAAAUAUCUACUGGAGGCAGAGGCUCAGAGAAGGGAAGUCCCUAGCCGGUUCCAGAGAGGGGAAAAUAAGACCCAGCCCAGGACAAAGCUGGAGGAAUCUCAUCUAGGUGUUCCCAGCCUAUUCCGACACCCUGAUUUCGUCCUUACUGAGGACGAUUCCUCCAGGAAGCCCACAGGAUCUUUAACCCCAAAGAACCUGGCUGGGGUGCAGAGGGGGCGUGGAGAGGAGAACCCAGGGGAGGAUACCUGGGGGUCGAUGGGAGCCCGCGGGACGGGGAGCCGAAGUUGGAGGGCUGCCCGGGGAAGAGGACCUGAGGGCGGAGGGCAGGGUCAGGAGCCUGGGAACAGAGACGCGGCCCGCGCCCCGCCCUCGCGCCCCGCCCUCGCGCCCCGCCCGGCCCCCUCCUCUGCCCCGGGAGAUGAGCACCUGCCCGGGCCCGCCGCGCAUUCCCGGGCUCUGAGCUCAGGCGCUGUCCGCCCUCCCGGCCGGGAUCGGGCGGUGACAGUGCGCCCUCUGGCGGUCCCGGCACCAGCCUCCAGGACAACCCCACACCCAUUGCUGGCAUUUCCUUAGGAUGUCAGCAUGGAAUCUGAGAACCUUAGACUUUCGGAAAUCACGCAGUCCCCCAAAAGAACCGCUGACUGUCGAAUGCUGGCACUGAAGGCCGCACAAAAUUGAUCGUUUUUAUAUUUUGACAGACGCAGUGAUUCCUGGGUAUCCCUGAGAUUCUAAAAGUCCCGAGUUUUGAUUCCUAUAGCCUCUACUUUCUGAGGCCUCAAUUCCCAGAGCCCUGAAUUCCUACUGCUCCUUCAGACCAGAUGGAUCCUCACAAUAGUCCUAAGAGGCGCCCCGCUCCGGCCGGCACCAUGGACAGCGAGGCAUUCCAGAGCGCGCGGGACCUUCUGGACCUGAACUUCCAGUCGCUGGCCAUGAAGCACAUGGACCUGAAGCAGAUGGAGCUGGAUACGGCGGCGGCCAAGGUGGACGAACUGACUAAGCAGCUUGAGUCACUGUGGUCGGACUCGCCAGCUCCUCCUGGCCCGCAGGGCGGAGUCCCCCCUAGGCUGUCCCGGUACAGCUCCAGCCCGGUCCCCGAGCCUUUCGGCAGCCGAGGGUCCCCCCGGAAGACAGCCACGGACAGCGCAGACACCCAGUUUGGACGCUCCGAGAGUGCUCCGGCCCUGCUCCCCUACAGCCCUCUAUCCCCAAAGGGCCGACCAUCGUCUCCGCGCACCCCGCUCUAUCUGCAGCCUGAUGCUUACGGCAGCCUGGACCGCGCGCCCUCGCCGCGGCCGCGCGCUUUCGAAGGCGCCGCCAGCCCCCUGGGCCGUGCUCCCUCCCCGCGACCGGGGUCAGGCCCGCUCCGCCAGCAAGGUCCCCCUACGCCCUUCGACUAUCUGGGACGUGCGGGCUCCCCGCGUGGCAGCCCUCUGGCGGAGGGGCCCCAGGCCUUCUUCCCCGAGCGCGGGCCCUCGCCGCGCCCACCUGCAGCAGCCUACGACGCGCCCUCGGCCUUCGGGAGCCCCCUGCUGGGCGCGGGCGGCAGCGCCUUCGCCCCGCCUCUGCGCGCGCAAGAUGACCUGACGCUGCGCCGGCGACCCCCGAAAGCCUGGAACGAGUCUGAUCUGGACGUGGCUUACGAGAAGAAAUCCACGCAGACAGCCAGCUACGAACGUCUGGACGUCUUUGCCCGACCCGCCUCGCCAGGCCUGCAGCUGUUGCCCUGGAGAGAGAGCAGCCUGGAUGCGCUGGGGGCCACCGGCAAGGACAACCUCACCAGCGCCACCCUGCCGCGCAACUACAAGGUCUCCCCUCUCGCCAAUGACAGGCGUUCAGACGUGGGCAGCUACCGUCGCUCGCUGGGCUCCGCCGCCCCGUCAGGCACUUUGCCCCGCAGCUGGCAGCCUGUCAGCCGCAUCCCCAUGCCCCCCUCCAGCCCCCAGCCCCGCAGCGCCCCUCGCCAGCGUCCCAUCCCCCUCAGCAUGAUAUUCAAGUUGCAGAACGCUUUCUGGGAGCAGGGGGCCAGCAGAGCCAUGCUCCCUGGGUCCUCCGUCUUCUCCAGAGCACCCCCACCUAAGCUGCCUCCCCAGUCCCAGCCACCCCCCCAGACCCAACUGCAGCCCCAGCCCCAACCACAGCCCCAGUUGCCCCCCCAACCCCAGCCCCAGCCUCAGCCCCAGCCUCAGCCCCAGCCCCAGGCCCAACCCCAGGCUCCAGUCCCCCAGGUCCCCCAACAAACAUGGCCACCGGUGAAUGAAGGCCUCCUCAAACCCCCUGCCGAGGCGGAGGCUGAGCCUGAGCUAGAGGGGCUGCUGACACCGGUGCUGGAGGCUGGUGAUGCAGACGAAGGCGCUGUAACUCGGCCCCUCAGCCCCACGAGGCUGCAGCCAGCGCUGCCCCCUGAGGCGCAGUCAGUGCCCGAGCUGGAGGAGGUGGCCCGGGUGCUGGCCGAGAUUCCUCGGCCUCUCAAACGCAGGGGCUCCAUGGAGCAGAGCCCUGCCGUGGCCCUGCCCCCUACUCACAAGAAGCAGUACCAGCAGAUCAUCAGCCGCCUCUUCCACCGGCAUGGCGGGCCAGGGCCUGGGGGGCCUGAGCCAGAGCUGACGCCCAUCACCGAGGGAUCUGAGGCCAGGGCCGGGCCCCCUGCUCCUGCCCCACCAGCUCCCCUACCACCCCCAGCCCCACCCCAGAGCAGCCCACCAGAGCAGCCACAGAGCAUGGAGAUGCGCUCGGUGCUUCGGAAGGCGGGCUCCCCGCGCAAGGCCCGGCGGGCGCGGCUCAACCCGCUGGUGCUGCUGCUGGACGCGGCGCUGACCGGGGAGCUGGAGGUGGUGCAGCAGGCGGUGAAGGAGAUGAACGACCCGAGCCAGCCCAAUGAGGAGGGCAUCACCGCGCUGCACAAUGCCAUCUGCGGCGCCAACUACCCGAUCGUGGACUUCCUCAUCGCGGCGGGCGCCAAUGUCAACUCCCCAGACAGCCACGGCUGGACACCUCUGCACUGCGCGGCAUCGUGCAACGACACGGCCAUCUGCACCGUGCUUGUGCAGCAUGGCGCUGCAAUCUUUGCCACCACUCUCAGCGACGGCGCCACCGCCAUCGAGAAAUGCGACCCCUACCGGGAGGGCUAUGCUGACUGCGCCACCUACCUGGCAGACGUGGAGCAGAGCAUGGGGCUGAUGCACAGCGGGGCGGUGUACGCCCUCUGGGACUACAGCGCCGAGUUCGGGGACGAGCUAUCCUUCCGAGAGGGCGACUCUGUCACCAUCCUGCGGAGGGACGGGCCGGAGGAGACCGACUGGUGGUGGGCUACGCUGCACGGCCAGGAGGGCUACGUGCCGCGGAACUACUUCGGGCUCUUCCCCAGGGUGAAGCCUCAGAGGAAUAAAGUCUAGCCGGACAGAAGGAUGUUUUCCCAGGCGACAAGAGCAAGCCAGCCUGCCCUCGCCCCAGAUGUCCCCCUCCACAUACUGCUGUUUACCUGUGCCCCUAACUCUGCAGGGGUGGGGCCCUCACCACCAUUUCUCAGCUCUUCCAGAAGCCAGUGGAGGAGAACUUCAGCCUUAAGUUUAGCAAUCUGCCUUAACCGUGGAGGCCCCAGGGGUGAGGCUGAGAAUCUUGGGGGCAGGAGAUCCUCCACAUUUGCCAAAGCAGAUCCCGUCCAAAGUGCUUCCCGCCCUGACUGCCAAUCACUCCUCACCCUCAGCAGCCAACCCACCAUUCCCAGCUGAGCCUGGGAUUUUAGACCCCCCACAACUGACUUCCCCUGGGAGUCACUCCUAUCCCUUGUCUCCCAGAAGCUCUGGGGUCUGGGGGAGACCCACUGGUUUCCACCAGGAUCCUCACCCCGCCUUCCCCAGUUAAGUGCCUUCACGAAGUGCUGGUUUUAUGUUUAUAACCAAAUGGAGGAGUUUUCUUUAUAAAUAAAGGUAGUUUGCACAGAAA